This is a messenger RNA of Bipolaris victoriae FI3, 4530 nucleotides long. RefSeq lists its product as hypothetical. Lineage: Eukaryota; Fungi; Ascomycota; Dothideomycetes; Pleosporales; Pleosporaceae. The transcript has 5 exons. Gene Ontology annotation, biological process: SREBP signaling pathway. Bases 1 to 4530 code for a protein of 1509 amino acids. The record is from RefSeq and is a predicted model, not a curated record. Gene Ontology annotation, molecular function: protein binding; sterol binding. Gene Ontology annotation, cellular component: endoplasmic reticulum membrane; Golgi membrane.
AUGGCGAAGACGAAGCCAGCGGACCGCAAGGGAAAGAAGAGCGCAAAGUCUAGCGUGAAAUCUGGCGCAUCGAAACCAAAAGUUUCGGCUGAAGAUCUCUUAAUCCAGGCGGCUACUUUUCUCCAAACAUCACAGCCAGAGGAAGCGCUCAUCGCCGCACAAAAAGCACUGAACUUGGUUCAGCCUGGCAACUCGAAGCCUUCGGCCGCCGCGCUGCCCGCAUUGAACCUCCUCGGCGAAAUCAACGUAGAGUUGGGCGACCCAGAUUCUGCGCGUGAAGCAUUCCAAGCCGCCAUUAUCAUCGAUCCCGAAGGCGCACACGAUGGAGCAGAGAAAUUUCUAUGGAUGGCACAAUUAAACGAAGAGGGUGGGGCAGAGAGUGUACGGUGGUUUGAGAAGGGCAUUGAAGUGCUCAAGAGGGAAAUUGGUGGGCUGGAAGGCAAGAUGGCGAAGAACAACGAGGUGGCAGAGUUGGUGGAGGAGAAGAGACAGAAGAUUGCAAACUCGCUGUGUGGUAUUGCUGAAGUCUACAUGACGGAUUUGUCGUGGGAGGAAGACGCAGAAGCAAGAUGCGACGCCGCAGUCACCGAAGCACUUCUUUUUGCGCCAGAGAAUCCGGAGCCUCUGCAGACACUGGCGUCCAUCCGAAUUUCGCAAUUGAAGCCCGACGAGGCAAGAUCCGCACUAAGACGAAGCAUGGAGCUGUGGAAGGACCUGGACCCGGACGACGCCAAGGUUCCCGACUAUUCUCUUCGCAUUAGUCUGUCUCGUUUGUUGAUGGAGGCAGAAAUGGAAGACGAGGCGAUUGAGGUUCUGGAGCGGUUAGUGGGAGAAAAUGACGGCAGUGUUGAGGCGUGGUAUCUGGGCGGCUGGUGCUUGCAUUUGCUGGCGGGAAAGCAAAAAGCCAAGGGAGAGGAAAAGGUCACGACAUCACUGUUGCGUGCUAGUCGCGACUGGCUGGAGAAUUGUCUCAAACUUUACGCUAUGCUAGAGUAUGAGGAUGAGCGAUUGAAGGAACAUGCCGAUGAGCUCUUGAGAGAACUGAACGAUGUACUCGGUCCUUCUACCGGCGCUGAGGAGGAAGAGGAUGAAUGGGAAGAGGACGACGGUACGACUGAGCCACCACGCCUAUCCACAUCGCACCCCAUCCGCCGCGCAUUCCAGGCCCAUGGCACCGCCACUGCCCGCCAUUGGCUCCUCUCCAUCUUCGUGACCAUUAUCAUCUCCGUCCUCCUCUGCUACCAGGCUGUCUUCCAGGCGGACAGUUCCGCCGCUGCCGGUCUCCGCAAUCUGCCCAAGCAUGUCUGGACUUCCACCACCCAGGUCGAGGGAGAGCGCAUCCCCGAUGUGAUUGUGCGCCAGGUCUGGGUCCAUGGCGACUAUAUGAAGGCCAUCGAAUUGCCUGUGCUGCACCAGGCUCUGUAUGUUCAGGAAGCCCUUAUCAGCGGCGGCUUCAACAAAGAUGCCGACGACGAUGCAAAUGCCCUCCGAAACACCCUCGCCAGCACCACUGCAGGCUGCAUGACUGCCGGACCCGAGGAAAAAUGGACGUGGCAUUCGCCCUUGAUGUACUGGAACUGUUCUCGAAGCGCCCUAGAUGAGGAUGGCGACUUACUCGGCACCAUCAACGCACAUACACGCAUGCGCACGCCCCGUAACAUCACGCUGCGACCCAGCACGGUUUUUGCCGGAAAAUCCUUCUCCAACACCAAACUUCGUGCUGCCGAUGCAUUGGUCAUUACACUUUUCGAUCAGAACAAUUCAAGAUUAGGGGCUACAUGGGAUGCGAGAGCACGCACUCUGGCUGAGGAAAUAUCCCCAGAUUGGGCCGUAUUCCCCAACGAUGGCCAGGUUACCCGCAGCCGACUAUUCGAGUUUAGAUUCAGGCCCAUGACUCUGAAUGACGACCUAUUUUUGGCGGCUUCCUAUCUUAUUACCGCAGUCUACGUGAUAACGAGAAUGAGGCAGUUGCGAGCAGUCAAAAGCUGGUUUGGCUUGCUCAUCACCAUCUGUAUGAAGAUGGGCGUGUGUGUAAUCGCUAGUUUUACCCUUUGUACAUAUCUUGGAAUCGAUUUGGCGCGGAUACCCCGGCCAUGGUUUCCCGUAGUAGUUUUUUGUUUCGGUCUUGGAAAUAUAUUUCGUUUGAUUAAUGUUGUACUGGAAACACCGCCGGAGAUGCCUCCUCACCAGCGCAUCGGCAAUGCACUCGGUGAGGUGGGUCAUCUGUCUGUUGCCAUUGCAUUUCAAAACCUCGCACUAUUGUACUUCUGCUCCCGGCUCGUCACGCCCUGGGUCGCCGACUUUUGCGUUUUUGCGGCCGUCACGCUCGUAUUCGACCUCGUUUUUCAUUUGACCUUCUUUAUUGCUGUUCUCAGCGUUGAUGUACAGAGGAUGGAACUCUCCGACUCUCUGGAUCGCAUUAAUCUCAGCCAAAGCACCAAGAACAAACAGGCCGAACGUCAAUCCUGGCUUGGUGCUCUGAGAGAGGGCACGCUGCCUCUGAGCACCCGCUUCGCAGGGACUGUAGCUAUCUUCUCUGUCAUUCUUGCCGUCAAUUGGCAUUUCUUCGAUAGCGGUGACAAACCGCUGUCCUUCAACACGCUUCGGCAAAGUUUCAUUUCCAGAAGGCGGAAACGUUCCAUCGACACAAGCUGGAGUCAGCCGCCAAUCAACCAAGCUAGGACCCCCGCUGAUUGGCUUCGGCUCCAAGACCACAAUACGGCUCGAGAAUUGUUUGGUUUCAUCAAACCUGGAGCCCAAACAUUUGUAGCUCGCAUAUACAACCCCAUUCUGGUCGUCUCCAAGGGAGCACAAGGACGUGACCGGCCGCAACCACCCUCGUCCCUCGUAGAGGGGCUUCGCCGCUUUGCACAUGGACAUGCUUUCCCAGCAGCUUUGAUUACUGUUACACUCAUUGCCAUUGUAGCCUUGUUUAUGAAUUACCUUCUCUGGACAGGCCUCCCAAUUGGUGCAGAGGAAAAUGAUGAUGUAGAAACAGAAUUUUCAGUAAAGACAUUGCCAACGCCACAAAACUUGGAUGUUGUCCAGUUGGCUGGUUGUCCAAAAGGCCAUCUUGCAAGUGUAUCGCUGGAUAGGAGUACUGCGAUAUGGCUACAUGGCCGCGGGGGCUACCUGCAUACUACCUUGCAGACGGCGUCGAUGAAGCCGAGACUCUGGCCCAUCUAUGCUACCGCUAUCGACGACGGCGGAAGCAUGCUAGCGAUAUGCGGGCAAACUGGACAAAUUGGUCUAUGGGAUAUCCCUGCAUCGCGAUUUCUUAUGUUCCCGCUAAUCGACAUUCGGGGACAGGCGCCAAUACGCUUCAGCUUUGUUACGCUAAAAACGCGGACGGAUGCAGAGAGGCUAUACCUCAUCAUCGUCAGCCCAGAUGGACACUUGACGAAGCUGGAAGCACGCACAGGCAUCCACCACACCAGACGUAUUGCCACCAGUUCAAUCGUGUGCAGCUCAAUCUACACCUCGGAAAAAGGGGAUACUAGCUUGGUCUUUGUGACCAAGGCUGGUGAAGUGCACAUACUGUCACUCAAGCAGGAGGACAACUACACGUCAGAAGUGGUUGCAGGUCUGGAUCCAGGCCCACCCCCUGGUAGCAAUCCUGCAAAGAUACGGUGUAUAUACGCUGUUCCCAGCCUCGGGGUCAUGUUUGCGCUUCGCGAUGAAGAGGCGGAGAUUUUUGACUUUUCCAGCCGCGCGCUGGUUCACGCAUUCCAAAUUGGCCAUGUGCGUCCACAUUCGUUCAGAGUGCUCCACUCUGUACGACGCGUGUGUCAAUGUGGAGCCCCUGCGGUCAACUCACUCUCUGUGGCAUAUGCAGAGCACAGUGCAAACCACAUGGUGAUGCAGACCUUCAGUCUGGACGAUAAGACGACUUCACAGAUGUGCCUUGGAAAGCCGCUAGACCGGGAAAAGCACAAGUGUCGUGGUCUUGAGCGCGCAAAGGAAGCGGUCUACUCUGUCGAACCCGCUGGGGUGUGGGAGUCGACCGAAGCGCAGAGUGUGAUUGGAAUCAGAAGACGCGCACAAUUGGCUACGCCAUCGUCGACUCAUUCAGGCGCAGAAGAGAACUACCCAGGUGUUGAUGCAGUGGCACUUACGUCUGCAUUGAAGCAGCGUGCUCAACGCCAGGGUCACGUGAACCUGUCAAGACUCGGGGAUGGAGCGUCGACCAAGAUAGACCCGAUGGAUAACUCGUUUGAAGAUUCUGACGCAUGGGAGGUUUGGACACUGUCAACAGCGGGCGACUUCCGCUCAAGACCCUUGAUGCCCGAUGAUACGGAUGAUGUAGCGACAGAGUCGUAUGAAGAUGAGUUGUUCGUGGCAGCACCUGGUCCGAUUGUCAAGCUAGGCAAGCGCAGUAUUGCAGUGGGAUUCGGCAAUACAGUCAAGGUGGUUACGUUGGGAAAAGAGUCUUUUGAUGGCCUGACGAGUGUACAGAGCGGUGCCAUGGACAUUGGCCUUGGCUCAUACAAGUGGAGAGCGCGGAAGGCAAGUGGAAGAAAGGUGCAAUGA